GAUUAAAGGUGUCGCCUGGUAUCGCUGUGGCCGACGUCGAAGAAGGGCUGGCAGGAGCAGAAGCGAAAACGAAGAGACAGAAGAAGCGCUCAUCACCAUCGCCGUCGCUGGUGACAACAAGGGUCAUUCAUUACCAUUCCUCUGAUAUACUAGCUAAUGUCUCCCAGAGUUUUACUCGUCAACGAUGACGGCCCUCCAGGUCCCCAAUCUCCAUACAUCUAUGGCCUUUAUCGACACCUCAUUACAAAUCUCAGAUGGGAUGUGAAAGUAGUCGUGCCAAGCUCCCAGAAAUCGUGGAUUGGCGAGUCUAAACAGUCCUGUCCGAGCUCUCGUGCUGACGCACCGCUUGCAGGGAAAGCGUUUCACAUUCAGGAAAUCACGAGAGGAAGAUAUUACUACCCGAAGGAACCCGACGGAAUGGGAGAGGUAUCGUCAGCUUCGCGUCCUUUAAGUGAGGGUGAAGUUGCCGAGUGGGUACUGCUGGAUGGUACCCCCGCGACCUGUACCAACAUCGCGCUUCAUAACCUUUAUCCCGGAACAAUCGAUCUUGUGAUCUCGGGACCAAACCUCGGCAGAAAUUCCUCUGCUGCUUUAGCCAUGUCUUCUGGAACCAUCGGUGCCGCAAUGUCGUCAGCGCUAUCGCAGAUUCGUUCCGUCGCGAUUUCAUACGGCACUGUUCUCCAUACCACCCCAAACGAACUUUUUGGACCCGCAAAUAUCCUUUCGGGGCAGAUCAUCCAAUACCUAUGGAACAAUUGGGGUAAAGACAUUGGUGGAAUACGCAACGGAGAAAUCGACAUGUAUAAUGUGAAUAUUCCCAUGAUAAUGGAACUGCUUAACCCCGAGGGCAUAGAUGUCCAUUGGACGCACAUGUGGCGUAACUCGUACGGGCGACUUUUUAAAGCAAUAUUGACUCCUGGAGCUAUGAGCACAACGAAGGUCGUCCCCAACAAGGGCCAGGACAUGGCGAGACAGUAUCCUGCACAACAAAGUGAACCCGGAGGCGAUGUAGAAGGCGAUGUAGAAGGCGAUGUAUCGAGAGAUGGACCUGCAACGCUAGUGUUUAAAUUCUCCCCUGAUUUCCAACCCCUUAUCACACCUUCGCUCGGUUCCCUCCCAGUUGGCUCGGAUGGUUGGGCCAUCGCUAAAGGGCAUGCGAGCAUUACUCCACUACGGGCGUGUUUUGCACAUGUAGAUCAUGACCCUGCGGCAAUAGGGCCAGAAUCUGUGAGGAUCUUAAAACUUUAGAGUACCUGCAGCCCUUUGAUAUCACUCAUAUAAUCAAUGCAAGCGAAUUAUAAGGCAAAUGUCAAGGGUGCAAGAUCUAUUAACAUGCCCUCGUAGUGUCACUAAUGUGUUCCUCUGAUCGUCCACAGUAGCUCGCCAUAUAAUAGUUUGCCAUGCCUCUGCUUGGACAGCCAGCAUCUCAAAGCGAGACAAGCACGUGUAAGAAUAUUACUGUAGAGAUAAUCCAACAAGUCUUCAGGUUCACGAUUGGAUGUGUUGGGGUUACGCUCGACGUGCUGCCAAUGUUCAACAAAGACUGCUUGUAGACACUAAGUGAGUUGAUGAUCCAAGAAGCGUUCUAUGUAAUCAGUUGAGAUAAAUUA
Molecule: messenger RNA, 1610 nt
Organism: Suillus fuscotomentosus
Lineage: Eukaryota; Fungi; Basidiomycota; Agaricomycetes; Boletales; Suillaceae
Product: sure-like protein
Exons: 8
Coding region: 157-1248 (363 amino acids)
Cellular component (GO): P-body
Molecular function (GO): hydrolase activity
Source: RefSeq, a predicted model, not a curated record